CUUUAUUUUCCUCCUCCGCGUCAAGUGUGAGCGCUCUGUUGGACGAUAGCAAUUCAGCUUUCACUUCUGGACUUGACACUCGCGACGUCUGCUCGUUACACCCGUUAUUCAUCAAACAGGAAUUUUAGUCGCUAGUGGCUGAAGUUGACUGAAUAUGGUGCGAAUUGGAGGCGUUUUGAAGAUGGCAGCGGUGAUCUCCACCUUCAUCCUCGCCAUCUAUCUGGUGUUCCAACUGCUGGAGAUAAGGGUGGAUUUCCAGCUGGGAAGCAUGCUGAGCAGAUCGGUUUCCAUAAAAGACGGAUCCAAACCAGUUGGGCACAAAUGUGGACUUUCCAAGGCGUGUCCCGUCGGUCAGUUUGCCUUCAAGAUGGCGAGUGGCGCGGCCAGCGUGGUUGGGCCCAAAAUGUGCCUGGAGGACAAAAUGCUCAUGAGCGCCGUGAAGAAUAACGUGGGACGAGGAAUCAACAUUGCUCUUGUCGAUGGAAGAACAGGAGAGCUGAACAAAACUGACUCCUUCGACAUGUGGUCAGGAAACGUGGCUCCCCUCAUCCAAUUCCUGAAGGAAAUCAAGGAAGGGACGGUGGUCAUGAUGGCAUCCUUCGAUGAUCCAGCCACCAAGCUCAACAACGAAGCACGGAAGCUGAUCGCUGACCUGGGAAGCUCGGCCAUCAACAAUUUAGGAUUCCGGGAUAACUGGAUCUUUGUCGGAGGGAAAGGCAUCAAGACCAAGAGUCCAUUUGAGCAGCACAUCAAAAACAAAGCAGACACCAACAAGUUUGAGGGCUGGCCGGAAGUCCUCGAAAUGGAAGGCUGCAUUCCUCGCAGGGAGGACUGACAACCCCCUAACCCCUGUCGGAGACUCCUCAUCUGAGACGAGCCACCGUUUUCCGUCAUGUCAGACCGUUUACCGCCGACAAUCUUUGAAAGGGCUCGCGGUGGGGCAGCACGCAGG
Hippocampus zosterae (dwarf seahorse) is the source of this 952-nucleotide messenger RNA. RefSeq names its product FAM3 metabolism regulating signaling molecule C (gene fam3c). The transcript is spliced from 10 exons. The record is from RefSeq and is a predicted model, not a curated record. Bases 155 to 835 code for a protein of 226 amino acids. Lineage: Eukaryota; Metazoa; Chordata; Actinopteri; Syngnathiformes; Syngnathidae.